This is a messenger RNA of Aspergillus lentulus, 9513 nucleotides long. RefSeq names its product membrane morphogenesis protein VPS13. The record is from RefSeq and is a predicted model, not a curated record. Gene Ontology annotation, biological process: protein targeting to vacuole; late endosome to vacuole transport; protein retention in Golgi apparatus. Lineage: Eukaryota; Fungi; Ascomycota; Eurotiomycetes; Eurotiales; Aspergillaceae.
AUGUUGGAAGGCUUGGUCGCAAACCUGCUCAAUCGCUUCUUGGGCUAUUAUGUCAAGAAUUUCGAUGCAAAACAAUUGAAUAUCGGUAUCUGGUCCGGCGAUGUCAAGCUUCGCAACCUCGAGCUGCGACGGGAGGCUCUUGAUCAACUACAUCUUCCGUUAAAUGUCGUCGAAGGCCACCUCGGCGAGCUCACCCUGUCCAUACCCUGGUCUAAUCUGAGAGGGAAACCGGUCAAAGUUGAAAUCGAAGAUGUGUUUCUCCUAGCAGCCCCGAAGGAAGAUGCGGACUAUGACCCGGCGGAAGAGGAACGAAGAGCAUAUAACCUCAAGAUGGAAAAGAUUGAGAGUGCGGAAAUCUUGCGAGAGCGGAAUACAGAGGGCAUGAGCCAGGAGGAGCAGCGACGGAACCAGAGCUUCACCCAGAGCCUCGUCACCGCCGUUGUUGACAACCUCCAAAUAUCCAUCAAGAACGUGCACUUCCGAUACGAGGACUCGAUUGCUUCACCAGGUCACCCUUUCGCCAUCGGUCUUACACUGAAGGAGCUCAGCGCUGUGAGCACUGACUCCGAAUGGAACCCUACUUUCAUCCAAUCAACCUCCACUACCACCCACAAACUAGCUACACUGGGUGCGCUAUCAGUAUAUUGGAACACUGAUGCCGAGCUUCUGGGCACAGGACGAGGCUCUGACCUGGGCGCAGAAGCACAAGGCAUUAGUCAUGCGGAGCUGAUUGAGAAACUAAGAACUGCCAUAGAGGGCGAAGAGAGCCACCAGUUUAUGCUUCGCCCCGUCAGUGGUCGUGCUGGCUUGGAGUUGGAUAAGUCAGGAAAGCAUGACCGGCCAGCCAUCAAGACACGGUUACUAUUUGAUGAGCUUAGUUUCGUUCUGGACGACGAUCAAUAUCGCGAUGCUCUAAUGCUAGUCGAUCUUUUCCAUUACUUUCUUCGUCAUCAGGAAUACAAGAAGCUCCAGCCGAAAUGCAGACCGAAAGAGGACCCCCGGGCAUGGUUCAGAUUCGCCGGAGAAGCGGUUCUCAGCAAAAUCCACGAUCGGAACAGGCGCUGGUCGUGGGAUUAUAUCAAAGAGCGACGGGACGACCGUAUCGCCUACAUCCAUCUGUUCAAGAAGAAAAAGCGGGAGGAACCCUUGUCUCCACAGGAGGCAGAGGAUUUUGAACGUCUAGAACGAAAGCUCAGUUACGAGGAUAUUCGAUUUUGGAGGUCGUUGGCGAGAAAUCAACUGCGGAAGGAGAAUAUUGGCCUCAAGAAGCCCGCACGCCAACAAACUUGGUCGGAAUGGAUAUGGGGCACCAAGAAGGAGGAGUCUGAAGAGACCACGAUGACCGAGGAGCAACGGCAGGAACUCUAUAAUGCCAUUGACUGGGACGAGAAGAAAGCGAUCUCCGAGAGUGUCGAAGUGCCGAGAGAGUGGGUAAAGCUUCAGGUCAACUCCGGUCUCAGAGCUGGAAGCUUCACAUUGAGGCGUGAUCCUCACGGAAAGUGUAGCGAAGUCAUGAAACUGGUGUUUGACAAUCUACGAGCGAAGGCUUUGCAGCGCCCGGAUUCCUUCUUCAUCGAAGUUGAUCUGGGUGGGCUCAGAGUGUAUGACGGAACAACCGAAGGUAGUCUCUUUCCACAGAUAGUCAAGGUCAAGGAUUCUCUCCCACAGUCCGAGGACAGUCAAACGCAGCCCCCUGAUGGUGACGAGUUGCAUCCGGAGGCCAACGAGGAAUACGAGGAGGCUGAGGAUAACCUGUUUCAAUUCCAGCUUGAGAAGAACCCACUGGAGGGCGACGCCGACUCGGUGGUGAAAGUCAAGAUGAAGAGUAUCGAGGUCAUCUAUAAUCCGAGGUUCCUUGUGGAGAUUGUUAAAUUCUUCGAGCCCCCUGAACGACACAUGGAGUCCAUUGGAGCCCUCUUGGACUCAGCAGGAGCAACUGUCGAGGAAAUCCGCCAGCAAACCCGAGCAGGCUUGGAGUUUGCCCUGGAGGAGCACAAGAAAGUCGAUGCUCACUUCGACAUACACGCACCUCUCAUUAUAGUGCCAGAAAGCAUUACACAAGAAAGCUCCCUCUGUCUCAUCUUGGACGCAGGUCACAUCAGUGUCAAUAGUGAACUGGUCGAUAGGCAGACCAUGAGAGACCUCCAGGCCAAGCAGAAGCGGCAAUACGAUGAGAACGACUACAAGGAACUGGAGCAUUUGCUAUAUGAUAGAUUCCUUCUUAAGCUUGACUCCACCCAGGUUUUGAUCGGCCCUGGAAUUGAGAGUACGAAAUCGCAACUCACGUCCGAGGUCAAGAACCGAAACUUUCAUAUUAUCGAUCGUAUAAACGUGGAUUUUGUCUUGGAACUGUGUAUAGUACCGAAAAGCACCGAGCUCACCAGGACCCGAAUAUCAGGCCAUCUGCCGGAGUUACACGCUUCGAUGUCUGACACAAAGUACAAGGGUCUGAUGAAAUUGAUUGACAUCGCGAUUCCACGAUUUGACGAGGGAGGUGUUUCCGAUCGUUCGCCCGCAAAGAGCUCGAGUGAAUCGACAACAGCAGGGAAUAGAGCAAGAUCGGCUUCCUUCCAGCCCUCAGUACAUAGAGAACUGCCGGUCGUCGACGAAGAUUCCGAUUCCGAGACAGAUCACGAGCAGACAAAGAAAAGUGUCGAUAGACUGCCCAACAUUCACCGCAAAGAUUUUGAAUUUAAGUUCACAGUUGGCUGUCUUCGUGGCUCACUGUUCCGGUCGGAUCCAAAUGACCAGUUUCGAGACCAAUUGUUGGUAGAGCUUGUUGCUGAAGGUUUCGAAUUAGACUAUUACAUGCGACCGUUCGACAUGGUGGCAGAGAUCGUUCUGCAGUCUCUGAGUGUGGACGACUAUAUCGAGGAAAACCCCAUUCCUGACUUCAAGAGGAUCAUUUCUUCCAAGGGAUUUGACGCAGACGAAGAUAAGGACCUCUUUCACCUCAAAUUUGUUCGAGUCAAGCCAGAGUCACCCGAGUUUCUGUCUACCUACGAAGGUAUAGCAAUGAACCUUGAUAUGUCCAUAUCUACCAUAAACCUUGUGGUCACUAGGAAGACACUUCUCACUCUUCUGGAUUUCGUUCUCCUCACCUUCACAAGCCCAGAGCAGCCCAGAACCCAGAAGCCGUCGUCCGACGAGACUGCUCAGGACACCACUGCUCUCACCCAGGACACAGAACAGCCGGGAAAGAUUCGGAUCAAAGCUGACUUGAAGAGCAUCGCCCUCAUUCUAAACAAUGACGGCGUCAGACUUGCUACACUGAGUCUUAACACUGCGGACGUUGGAAUUAAUCUUGUUGGCCGCUCAAUGCGUAUCCAGUCUCGAAUCGGUAGCUUAACCCUCAUAGACGAUGUCAACACCGGCGCCUCAGCCACCUCCGACCUGCGGAGGCUUUUGACCAUCGAGGGUGAUAACUUCGCUGAUUUUAAAUACGAGACCUUUGAUCCCGAGAGCACAAAUUAUCCCGGUUACGACUCUGAGGUCUAUCUGAGAUCGGGUUCUAUCAAAAUCAAUUUCCUCGAAGAGCCAUAUCGCAAGAUCAUCAAUUUCCUUGUCAAGUUCGGCAAGAUGCAGGCUAUCUUUAAUGCUGCCCGCCAGGCCGCGGCUAGUCAAGCCAACCAGCUGCAAGAGAAUGCAUCUAAGAUGCGAUUUGACGUCGUUGUCAAAACCCCAAUCUUGGUAUUUCCCGGUACCGUGAGACCUGAUCGACCCCGCGACACAGUCACUGCUCAUCUCGGAGAGAUUUAUGCUAAGAACACUUUCGUUCCUCUGGAUGAACAUGCGGAAAGUCCCGCCGUUAACCUGAUUUCUUCAGGCAUACGCAAUAUCCGCCUGACAUCCAAGUUCCACUUCGGGGAAGAUGUAGUCGAAGAGCUGGAGAUGAUCCAAAAAGUCAACUUGGACUUCAGCAUCUGCUAUCUUGAGCAUCAGAAGGAUAAUCCACGUCCAGAUAUGGAAAUCGAAGGGUCUAUGUCUCCCAUAAACCUUAGAGUGUCGCAAAAGCAGCUUAAAUUUCUGCUAGAGCUCUCGAAAACUGUGCCCGGCGCUUUCUCAACCGACUAUGAGCAGCAAGAACUCGAAGCCUUUGAAGAUCUUCCUACGUCUGUAACAGACACAAGCAAAGGAGCAGAUUCGAAACUCGCUCAAACCCCCCAGGAGCAUGAAAAUACCGCCGAAAGAUCGGGUUUGGACGACGAGACCUGGGCCAAGCUAGAUAUGAUUUUCAAGGUAGAUAGUGUCGGUCUGGAACUUAUCCUUGCAAAGGACGACGAGCCAGUGGGUGAUCUGGAGAACUCGAGUCUGUCGAAGUUUUCGCUGAAUGACACCAAAGUCAAAUUGCGCAUGCUUACCGAUGGGUCUCUGGAAUCCGAGCUCUUGAUUCACUCCCUGUCUGUCCGCGACAGCCGCAAUCAGGACACGAACAAAUUCAGGAAGAUCAUGUCACUGAUCAAUAACGAUGUGCAACAGCAAUUCAUGGCUAGUCUCUCUAUGUCGCCCGGGCCAGAGAAACAUCUUAUUGCGAUGUUGACGAUCGACAGCCCACGUAUCAUACUGGCGCUGGACUAUUUGUCCGCUUUGCAGUCGUUUAUGAACUCGGUUUUCACCGCAGAGGAGCCGGUGGCCGUUGAAGAGAUUGAGGAGACUGACGAAGCUUCUGAGCCAAGAUCCAGUACCACAGAAAGUCCAGACCAAACUGCCAUCGCCACCCCAGGCGAGGACUCGACAAGCUCGACCGGCCAGACAACGAUUUCAUUCAGAGUGAACCUUGUUGACGCCCAGAUUAUCAUGAUUGCCAACCCUGCCAUUGCACAUACCGAGGCUAUAGUGCUUGGUACAAAGCAAGUACUCUUCUCCCAGCAAAACGUCUCUACACUGCAGAUCAACAAAGUCGGCAUGUUCUUGUGUCGCAUGGACAAGUUCGAGACCAGUAGGCUGCGAAUUUUGGACGAUUUUACGCUGGAGCUGUCCAUGGAUAGCCGACCACAGGAGAAAGGCUCAUCGCUAACUUCCAUAGACGUGCACAUUGAACCGUUGGUGCUGCGCCUUUCCCUCAGAGACAUCUUGAUGGCAAUACAGAUUGUCAAUAAGGCCUCUGAAAUGAGAGCAAACAGGUCACAGGAAAUAGAGAGCGGCGACGUGAAGAGAGUACCAGAUGGUAGACAACCCAGCGCAAAGUCCACUCGAAGGAGAUCAAGCGCUGCGCGGUCGUCACAUGCCCCUGCCUUGAAAUCACGACGAGCAUCGGGGGCGAGCGGCAAACCGGCUAAUCAAGGAGCUGCUUCGGAACGCUCAGCUAUACUGAAGCGCGAAGAACUGAGCGCGCAGAUCGACGGCGUCAGAGUGAUUCUCAUAGGGGACUUGCAUGAUCUUCCAUUGCUCGACUGGAGCGUCAAGAAAUUCACCGUCGAUGUUCGCGAUUGGUCAUCUGCACUGAAUGCUGACACUAGCUUUGAUACCUUCAUCAACGUUUACAAUUUCUCCAAGUCGGCCUGGGAACCGCUCAUUGAACCAUGGCAACUCGGUUUUCACGUCGCCAAGGAGGUCGACCCAGAAGUCUUUUCAAUCGAUGCCUACUCACAUAAGAACAUGGAGCUCACUGUGACCUCGGCUACAAUUGCAUUGGCAUCCAAGUCCUUCCAAUUUCUCUCUACCGAUGAAGAUGUUCUUUCCAAACCCCGCGGAGCCGACGCACCCUAUCGGAUUCGCAAUUAUACUGGCUUCGAUCUUCGUGUCUGGGCGGAUGUCAGCACUGGAGAGGAAGGGCCGGCUGCUAAGCUCUCUGACGGGGAAGAAUACCCCUGGAGAUUUGAAGACUCGACUGCAGUGCGUGAGACUCUUGCACCUGAAGGCCAAGGCGGCGUGGUCGGGGUGAAACUCGAAGGGAGCGGCUUCGAGAGCAUCAACCGCAUUCCUGUGGCUAGGGAGGGCGAAUUCUUGUAUAGCCUCAAACCCAAGGCGGAUGGUGUUCUCCAUAGGCUUCUAGUCGAAGUUAAGCUGGGUACCGACAACGUCAAGUAUAUUACCUUCCGCUCGCCGCUGGUUAUCGAAAACAACACUCAAAUACCGGUAGAGCUGGGCAUCUUAAAUCACAAAGAAGGACAUCUCCUCAAGAUUGAGAAGAUUCUUCCUGGGGAUGCUCGGCCUGCACCUGUAGGUGCCGCCUACUUGCAUGCAGUCCUCAUCCGUCCUGACCAGGGCUUCGGAUAUGAAUGGUCAACAGAACCACUGCACUGGAAAGAUCUUCUGCGGCGGCCUACUCGCACGAUCAAGUGCAUCAGCGAAAGCGGACAGCAGGCUCCGCCCUUCUAUUUCCAGAUGAAUGCCACCUACAACCCAAAGGAUUCCUUGACGAACGUCUAUCCUUACAUGCGUAUACGCAUUUUCGCUCCGGUGGAGAUUGAGAAUCUAUUACCAUAUGAUUUCAAAUACCGCAUUUAUGACAAGAACACAAAGAAGGAUUGGACCAAUUUCCUAAGGAAGGGUGGUGUCAGUCCGGUCCACGUUGUUGAGCUAUCUCAUCUACUGCUUCUCAGUAUUGACCUAGAGGACACUGUCUUUAGGCAAAGCGAAUUCGCCAUCAUUAACGGAAAUGCGCAAGAUUACCGAAGGGAACACAUGCUCUCGCUCAAGGAUGAACAAGGGAUUCCGUUAAGACUAAACCUCCACUACUUCAACGUUCCAGAUAGUGGAGGCGCUUUCAAGGUGUCGAUUUACAGUCCGUAUCUUAUCUUGAACAAGACAGGACUGCCAAUGGAGAUCCAGAGCAAGGCCUUCUUGCAAUCAGCACGCUCCGCAGCUGGUGAGGGCCUGAACCCCGACCCAAGACAUGGCGGGCGGGCUCUCCCAUACAUGUAUGCUUAUCAAUCAGAAGAUCCCAAGAACCGAUCUAUUUUGAAGAUAGGAGAUUCCGCCUGGAGCAAGCCGCAGAGUUUUGAGGCUCUUGGGAGCAACUUUGAAGUUGUCUUGUCCGAUAGGCAAGGGAAGUGCGAGUUCCAUGCAGGGGUGUCUGUUAUGGAGGGUGAAGGCAAAUAUAAGAUGACUAAAGUUGUCACUAUCUCUCCUCGCUUCAUCCUGAAAAACAAGCUGAGUGAGGACAUUUUGGUCCGCGAACCCGGCUCAUCAAACGUGCUUACCAUCAAGAGUGGCAAUUUGGUGCCCCUGCAUUUCCUGCGCCAGAUUGCAGAAAAGCAACUUUGCCUGUGCUUCCCCGGCGUGAACAAUCAAUGGUCAUCGCCUUUCAACAUUGCAGACGUUGGAACCGUACAUGUGAAACUUGCCAAGGCAAAUCAACGUCAGAGGCUUAUCAAGGUUGAUGUUAUCAUGGAAGGCGCUACACUUUUUAUCCACUUCAGUUUGGAAACUCGAAAUUGGCCCUUCUCCAUGCGGAAUGAGAGUGAUUCCGAAUUUAUCUUCUACCAAGCUAAUCCAAACGUGGAGGAUGACGAGGAAGAUAGAACAAGUGGCUGGCGGCCAAUUCGCUACCGGCUCCCACCCCGCAGCAUCAUGCCAUAUGCAUGGGAUUAUCCGGCCACGAAGAACAAGUCUCUCGUCUUGACAUGUAAUGGAAAGGAAAGGCAUAUCAGGCUCACCGAGAUAGGCAACCUGAUACCGAUGAGGAUACCGCCUUCACGACCUGGGGAGCCGCAAAAGAUUGUUGAUAUCAACAUCGUGGCUGACGGGCCGACCCAGACCCUCGUCUUGUCAAAUUUCAAGCAAUCUCGAAGUCUUUAUAAGCAACAGAAGGCACAGACAUCCCAGACCAGUGUGUCAACCGGUUUUGAGGUAAAGGAACUGGACUCGGACGUCAAUUUCAAAGCUCAGCUACGUCUGGCGGGCAUUGGGAUCUCGUUGAUCAACAAGAACCUGAAGGAGCUGCUAUAUCUCACUUUCCGCGAAAUCGAGAUCAAGUUCAGAGAAUCAAGGGUUUACCAGACUUUGAACACAACGAUCAAAUGGAUCCAGAUCGAUAAUCAACUCUAUGGGGGCAUUUUCCCCAUAUUGUUGUAUCCAAGCGUUGUGCCAAAGACCGGAAAGGAGAUGGAGGCCCAUCCGAUCUUUCACGCCAUGGUUACACGCGUAAAAGACGACUCUUACGGUGUACUUUACAUUAAAUAUGCCACGGUACUACUUCAACAGAUGACACUUGAGCUCGAUGAGGACUUCAUUUUCGCCAUGCUCGAUUUUGCAAAGGUCCCUGGUGCUUCAUGGUCCGAAGAGCAGGAAGGAAAACUCUGCGAUGAAGAUCUAAAAAUCCCAGAACCGCAGAAUGAAAGUGCUAGCCAAGAUGUGUACUUUGAGCUCCUUCAUUUGCAGCCGAUGCAGUUGGAUAUCUCCUUCAUGCGGACAGAGAGGGUUAAUGCCGAGAAUACCAUGCAGCCCUCCAACCCCCUCAUGUUCUUCGUCAAUGUCAUAUCCAUGUCAAUGGGCAAUAUCAACGACGCCCCCGUUCGUCUCAAUGCUCUUAUGUUAGAGAACGCUCGUGUCUCUUUCGGAAUCCUUUUGAACAAUAUUCAGAGACAUUACACUCAGGAAUUCCUUCGUCAAGUCCACGUCAUUCUGGGGUCGGCGGAUUUCCUGGGAAAUCCAGUGGGUCUGUUCAAUAACGUCAGCUCUGGUGUUGCUGCUAUCUUCUACGAGCCCUAUCAGGGACUGGUCAUGACCGAUCGGCCUCAGGAACUGGGCAUGGGUAUUGCAAAAGGCGCUACAAGCUUUGUCAAGAAGUCCGUCUUUGGUUUUUCAGACAGUAUGGCCAAAUUCACCGGAAGCAUGUCCAAGGGACUUGCGGUUGCCACGCUAGACAAAGAAUUUCAAGAUCAGCGACGAAUGUCGAAGUCUCGGAAUCGGCCAAAGCAUGCAUUGUAUGGUAUCACGGCCGGUGGAAAUGCGUUCGCAACCAGCUUAGCAAGCGGCAUUGGAGGACUUGCUCGCCACCCGCUGGAGGGUGCGGAGAAAGAAGGUCUCCAAGGUUUCAUCAAAGGUGUCGGCAAGGGUGUACUUGGACUGGCCACCAAGCCGGCAAUAGGCGCCUUCGACCUUGCCUCAAAUCUCGCCGAGGGUGUACGAAACACCACGACAGUGUUUGAUGCGGAAGGUCUUGACCGUGUUCGCCUAACCCGUUUCAUUGCCACGGACGGUAUAGUGCGGCCAUACUCACAGCGCGAGGCUUUGGGUCAAUUUUGGCUUAAGACAGCCGACGACGGCAAGUAUUUCAACGAAGACUACAUUGCGCACUUGGAGCUGCCGGGCAAGGACAUGCUGGUCAUGUUGACGUACGACCGAAUAAUGCUUGUGCGGAGCAAGAGACUCCGAACAGAAUGGGAUAUCCGAUUGACAGACAUCCAAACCAUUUCCAAGGAACGGACUGGUAUGAGCAUCACGCUGAAGGGUGGCGCAAACGGGCCUUUCAUUCCCGUGCAAGACGAGAGCUCGAGGAAUUGGCUGUACCGCCAGAUCGCCAUUGCUGUCAACGCAUUCAAUGAAAGGUACAAUACGAGAGUUUGA